Hippocampus comes (tiger tail seahorse) is the source of this 1915-nucleotide messenger RNA. It is a transcript of the gene eef1akmt2, whose product is annotated as EEF1A lysine methyltransferase 2. Gene Ontology annotation, cellular component: cytoplasm. Lineage: Eukaryota; Metazoa; Chordata; Actinopteri; Syngnathiformes; Syngnathidae. The record is from RefSeq and is a predicted model, not a curated record. Bases 18 to 839 code for a protein of 273 amino acids. The transcript has 6 exons. Gene Ontology annotation, molecular function: protein-lysine N-methyltransferase activity.
UAAAAGUAUAACCUGAAAUGGAUGCCGCCAUGAUGGAAACAUCCCUAUCAAUCCCACUGCCCCCUGCGGUUGAAAGGGCGCUGCAAGAGGCGCAUUGCCUCAUGGGAGAUGUAGUCGUCUUCUUUCGCUGUUUAGCAAACAACAUGGAAGCCGCCGUCAGAAGCACGCGUGGUUGCGACUCGGAACAGGACAGCGACUCGGAUAAUGACUUUGAAACUUCACAGUUAGGAACGAAGGAAUAUUGGGAAGAUGCAUACCAAAAAGAGUUGGAAACAUUCAAAGACAUUGGGGACGUUGGUGAGAUAUGGUUUGGUGAGGAAAGCAUGAACCGUGUGCUAAGAUGGAUGGACAAUGCUAAAAUUCCGGAAGACGCUGCCAUUUUGGACAUUGGUACAGGAAAUGGAGCCUUUUUAGUUGAGAUGGCGAAACACGGAUACAAGAAUUUAACGGGAAUCGAUUAUUCCCCGGCCUCCGUGGAACUGGCAAAAAGUGUUCUCCAGGCAGAGGGCUUGACACAUGUCGAUGUUAAGGAGCUGGACUUCUGCCACGGUGGACUCGAGGGUUACGACCUGUGCGUAGACAAAGGGACUUUUGACGCCAUCAGCCUGAAUCCUGACAAUACUGGCGGGGUGAAAAGACUUUACGUGCAAGCUUUAAAAGCCUCGCUGAAGGAUCAAGGCCUCUUCUCGAUUACGUCCUGCAACUGGACAAAAGAGCAGCUGCUUGAGCGAUUCAAAGAAGGAUUUGAAUUUGUACAGGAGUUACCCACGCCCACUUUCCAGUUUGGAGGCAAGAAGGGAAACAGCGUGACUGCAUUGAUAUUCAAACGAAUACGGUGACACAAGCGACAGUGGUUUUUGGACACUGCUUUUGUAUGUAUAUGUGCAUUUUUUUUAUUUCUUAAAGGACCCUCUUUAUUAUGCUUUUCAUCGAAUAGGAAGAAACACUUUCUGGUUUAGUUUGCUUUCAUUACAUUAAAAAAAAUGGGAAAUGACACUACAUGAUGCUUCAUAAUGCAGCACGGCUACUUUCCGGCCUGCUACUGAUUUCCUUUUGCGUGUGCCCUCAAUGUCCAAAACAGUGACUGACUUCAAAGCCAAAUUGGCACCCAGUUCCCCAUUUGUACUUGAAUACAUCCCCUAAAAGUGAUGUUUACUCUUGCGGGUAUCUCGCCUUCAAAGUCUGUUCUGUCUGUUUUGUUGUUCACAAAAUGUGUCGUGCUAAAUAAUGCGCUCCAAUAUAGAAGGCAUAAUAUGUUAAAAUACAUAACAAUAACAGAUUGAUGAAAAGCAACAGAAUUGUGCCAGGAAUGGGCAUGAAGAAAAAUGAUUUUAACUUGAAGUGUGGGCUCAAUACUUGACACAAAUGACUUCAUUGAGCAUAGUUUCUUUUCUUCUGAAGCUAAAAUAAACCAUCCAGACAAGAAAUCAGAGCGUGAAAGAGUGUGUUCUACUGUAUCCUUAUUAUUUUCAUAUCGCCAGGUUGAGAAAAAUCCCCAUGUCUUUUUUUCCCCCCCAAUAUCAUGCACAGUAAAACUCAUUCCUAAAACAUGUACCCCAAGUCCUCAAGCCACUCGUUUGGUCACCAUUGUUCAUAAAAAUAGGCGCCGAAUCACGCUCACGUCCGAUGACGAUUGUUUUGAUCAUGUCCAAAUGUUUUCACAUGGAACCUCUUACCGCUGAUGAGCACUUGGCCCGCUGAAGAGAUGCUGGUUUGGAAUCAAGAGAAAGAUUCCCAUGUCAUGCUUUUCACUUGUCAAAGUAGCCCACGCGCAAACACGCACCCUGGCUUUCGUUGCUCAAUUUCUCAUCUGUUGGUAUUUGUGGGGGUAUCGUGAAGCCAAACUCUGAUUUGACUGCGACUGACCCGCAGGACAAAAUGUGUUUCCUGUUACAAUAACCUCAAGAAGAAAAUC